UUUUAACAAACAAGCCACUUUUCGUGUAAAGAGAUGGAAGCGAGAGACAUGGAGCAAGAAGUGCCAGAGGAAGCCUCAGAGUAUCAAGUUGUGGAAGAAACUGAUUACGUUGACUCAGAAUUCGAUGAAGGCAGAGCUACACAUUCCGAGCAUGCCUUUGGUGAAAACAUGAGCCUAUUGGAUGUGACGAACACCGAAAGUUGUGUUUUGCGUCGCUCCUGGGAACUCUUGCUGGGAGCUUUGGGCGAACGGGAGUCUCUGGGCGAUGCGCUCUAUGGAGCAUUGACCGGGUCACUCGUCGUUCUAAAGGAGAGCUUCAAAAAUCCCAGAGCAGUGACCUCGUUGAAGCUGUUUAACGGCUUCCGAGUGCUCACUGAAAAGAGCCAUAAUCCGGAGGAAUUGAAGACGCACAUUGAGACCUUGGCAUUUAAGCAUUUGGGGAAUGAUAUCACUCAGCCUCGUGUUGACGCCGUGAAUGACGCCUUUCUUGAGCUCUUAGAACAGAAUGUCUCAGAUCUUCCUCCUGGCAGCGUAAGCGCUUGGCAAAAGAUUCUCAUCUACACUGGCUCCUGCUUCAGGUUUGUGAGUUCGACCUACACCGAGCGGCUCAAAGUCAUCCAGGAGGAUUGGGAGGUAAUCCAGGACGCGGAAGAAGCUGACACGGAAGAGUGCGUAGUGCGCAGCUUUGGAGGGAUGUGUGCCUUCAGCAACGAGGUCAUGGGACAGGAGACAGAAGGGUGGAUGGAAGAACUCUUGCGGGUCUUCCAUGUUCUGGUGGAAAGGAUUGGAAAUCCCGGACACUUGCAAGAGGAGUGUGAGCUGCUUUCCAUCAACAUGGUCAGCAAGUCCGAGGAGAUUGAUUUUGCAAAGUUUAAGCCUGUGAUGCUCGCGGCGUUGCGCUCUUUGCUUCCAAAGACUUGGAGCACAACCCAUGAGACGGCAUGGGAGUGGCUGUGGGAAACCGUCAGUCGGAACUUAAAGGAGUCGACCAGGAAGGUGAGGGCCUUCAAGCCUUACAACGCUCAACUAUUCUCAACAUUGACAGAAGAGCAAUUGGACCACUUGCGGAGCAAUCUCUACACAGAUUUCUUCUCUAGGUGUCAGGCCAGCCAAGAUUUGUUCAAGCAGUCUCAAACUCGACUUCGCUACAUUGCAGACAGAGUGCUCCAAUCUUCUUACGAUAUGUUCCACAAGCCCAAAGACGAGAUGGUUGAUGAGCUUUCUGCACUAGGCUUGCGACACGUAGGUUACGCUGUCCCCAUCGAGCUUUUUGCACCUUUCACCGAUUGCUGCGUGGCAGUGAUGAAACCUUUGAUUGCAGAGAUUCCGAAAGUUGAGUAUGCGAUCAAGAUUAUUUGGUGCCCUGCGGAUGGAUCACAUGAGAUAGCUGAGCGAGAUGUGCCUGAACACAUGAUGGUGGAGGGGUUCCGAUGGUCCAUCGGUCUUGUAUCACGGGUGCUGAUGCGGACCAUUACUGAAGGCUCGACCUCUGUUAUGCAGGCAAUCAACAAAGACGAUCCCAAGCAGCUACGCAGAGCUUUGCGGGAAGCUCCGCGAGGGCAGCGUUACCUUUGGCAACUCAGAGUUCGUGUGGGCAGCCAAUCAAUUUCACCUCUAUAUUGGGCACUCAGGAGCGGAGCGCACAUGGCGUCGAAGACCCUCAUCCAAGAUAUCCUCACCAUCCGAGCUGACAGAGAUCACUACUAUUAUGGCGUCAAUGAUCUUUUCAGGCUCCAAGCAGAUGUUGUGGCCAACGUCCUUCGCGAAGCACCACAUUUGGUGGAGACCUUGUUGGAUGGGCUCAUUUGGCGCUCACACAAAACCCAGGAUGGUCUACGGCCAGUGAUUUACUAUAUGGAGCACUUACUGCAAGACACUGACAGUUCGCAGAUGCUCUCCAGAUCUUGGGUGAGUUUCGUGAGAUUCAAACAUCCUGGGAUUAUUGUCCAUCCCAUUUUGACAUUCGUGUCAGAUUUGCUAUGGGAGAACUUGGUCAUGCGGUUUUUUCUCUUGGACCAAGUAUUUAGCAUGGUGAACUUCUUGAUCUUCCUCGUGUCUGCUUGCAUCCUGAACUCAGAGACGGUCUUGCAAGAUCCUGUGAUGUCCAAAUUUCUGAUUGCUGCACGACUGCUGGUCUACACGCUUGGGUUGGGCAGACUCCUCUAUUGGCACACGCUUCAGAUGUACAAGACCUUGGUAUUUCCUGAGGGAUGGAAGCGAACUUGUGGGAUGCAGCUCCCGAGAUACCUUCAGGGUCCAGAGAUUCUUAGCUUUCUCCUGAUGAUAGACAUUGCUGGGUUGUUGAUGGUCGAACCUUUGCUUCAUUGUCUUGGAACCUCAGAGGCGAUGCUUGAUUUGACUUGUGACAAAUGGGCCCACGGAAUGAGCACUGUCUACGAAGUCUUCUCGGUGUUCGGUGUCUUCCUGUACGUUCUACUCCUGUUGGAGGUUGGAAGCGUUUCCAUUGAGCUCUCCGAGUAUCGGGUCUUGUGCGUGCACGCAGUGAAGCAGGUCAUGCUUUGCUUCGGAGUCGUGUUCAUCACAAUCCUCACCUUUGCUUUUGCCAUUGGCGCUAUGCCCCACGAGGUUGCCAACCUAUCGACUCACGAGUGGGAGGACCUCAAACACUCAAUGACAAAUUUGGUUCAACUGGCAGUUGGUCGGAUGGAUCUGGCAGAGAUGCAUGAGAUUUGUGAUGAAUCCUUCUUUCUCAUGACUGUCAUCAUUCUCUUCUUGCUCUUAGUCUACAGUUUCUUCUUCAACCUCCUGGUGUCGCAGUUUUGCGGCGUUUAUUCGUCACUGGCCGCCGACAUCAAAGGCUACGCUCGGCUUGCUCGAGGAGAGGUCAUUGUGGACACACUCAAGGCGGUCCAGAUGAAGCGUUGGAAGUCCUUUGUGGCUUCCUUGGCCUUGGAUCGCCGUGUCGAUUUCGAAGAAGGGGAUCUAGGCCUCGCUGGAGGCGUCAAAGUUUUCGAGCCUGCUUUGGCCCAUCCCGUUACCAAGGACCAGAUCGUGAGGUUUGGAGGACAGACCGAUCCCUCCCUUCCAUGGCCAGAGAAGACCCGUGAUGAGGAAAGCAGUACGGAGAAGAUGAUUCAGAGGACGAUUCAGAAAUCACUUCAAAAAAUGCUUGGCAAGAAGAUUGCGGACAGCGAUGUGAUGAGCAGUUCGCACAACAGCAGCAGUCGCAGUGAGUCACAGUAAUUCUCGAUGAAUCCGACAAGGCGUGCUUUUAAAGCGCAGAUUAAGGCCAAGGCGUUACGCCUCGUGAUGCUUGUGAUCUUACUUUCUCUUAGACUUCUUCUGCUUUAGUAUUUUGUAGAUAUGCGUUUUGUCUCAGUUGUAUAGUUUGGUGCGCUUACAGUUUGCGCAGCUUGCACAGCUUGCGGCUGGCACUAGUGGCAAAGGGCACGCUUUGGACACUUCCUCACACCGAGCAUUGCUAAGCAACGCUCGGAUUCCUGCAAUUGCAGGCCUGGAUGUGGGGCAAAGGUAGCCACAUGUUGCCGGUGCUCAGCCAAACAAGGUUUAGCAGCAUGUGAGAGUUCUGGAGCAUCCAACAUUGAAGGUUACAGUAAACCUUUUGUCGCCAGGAACCGUAGUUCUACGGGUGCUUAAUGCGCAUCUUGCUGCUACAGAGCUUCUGUUUGAAGGUGGGCCAAAGGCCACCACAAGGAGUUGAGCUCAGAGGUUUUGAUUUUUGAUCAAUGCCCGAGCCGCUUGUGACUGCGCUGCCAUUUCCUUGAACUGGCAUGCCGUUCAAGCGAUUUUCGCAGAUGUGAGGGCCCUCCCACAGGAUUCGGAAGCUUUUUUUGACAUGCCUCACACCUCGAGAAUCAAGCUUAACUCUCCUCUCAAGGAUGCACGGCAGAAUAGCCGAAGUGUUUUGGAGUUGUAGAGUCCGCGUCUUGCCUUUCUG
This is a messenger RNA of Durusdinium trenchii, 3919 nucleotides long. The record is from the annotation of a GenBank genome assembly. Lineage: Eukaryota; Dinophyceae; Suessiales; Symbiodiniaceae.